Stereum hirsutum FP-91666 SS1 is the source of this 474-nucleotide messenger RNA. RefSeq lists its product as uncharacterized. The annotation marks the transcript as partial. The record is from RefSeq and is a predicted model, not a curated record. Gene Ontology annotation, molecular function: RNA-DNA hybrid ribonuclease activity; nucleic acid binding. The transcript has a single exon. Lineage: Eukaryota; Fungi; Basidiomycota; Agaricomycetes; Russulales; Stereaceae.
UUCAUUACAUUUGACCCAUCAAUCACAUCGGAUGAUAGCCUAGCCCAUGGCUUCAGAGUAUUUACAAAUCCCAACUCUCACUGCAGAGACCCGGCACUCCGUCGGCAAGGCAGGGUCCUACAGGAUGAGGCAGUAACAGCGUACACGGAUGGCUCUUGUCUGAACAACGGAGAUUCGGAUGCACGUGCUGGAAGUGGUGUUUUCUUUGGUCCAGAGGACGUAAGAAAUAUAUCUGCACGUCUCCCAGCAAAUGGGGCUGCAAAUAACACCGGAGAAAUCGUAGCGCCACUACUUCUCCUCCAGGGAGUUCCGGAUUUUGCACCAGUAGAUUUCAUCACAGACUCGAAACUGGUAGUAGACGGCCUCGACGAACGACACCGAGAAUGGGAAGAGAAAGGCUUCAUAGGCACCCCAAAUGAAAAAGAAUGGCGAGGCCUGCUCGGGAAACUGCGAUCAAGAGGAGCACCUACAUGA